Molecule: messenger RNA, 402 nt
Organism: Sitophilus oryzae (rice weevil)
Lineage: Eukaryota; Metazoa; Arthropoda; Insecta; Coleoptera; Curculionidae
Exons: 1
Coding region: 1-402 (133 amino acids)
Source: RefSeq, a predicted model, not a curated record
AUGACAUAUGCAGCAGAAGUAUGGGUCAUAAACAAAAACAACCAAAGAAAAAUUCUGGCCACCGAAAUGAUGUAUUGGAGAAGAUGCUGUGGACUAACCAGAAGAGACCGAGUCACGAAUGAGGAAAUAAGAAGAAGAAUGGGGAGAAAGACCGACGUCUUAAAGUACAUAGAAACGAAAAGAUUGGUAUGGUACGGUCAUGUUAGAAGGGCGGAAAAUAGAUGGAUUAACAGAGUGACAGAGUGGAGCCCGAUUGGAAGAAGAAAGCGAGGGCGGCCAAGAAGAUCAUGGCGAGAUGAAGUGGACGAGUCUAUGCAUCAGAGAGGACUACGAGAGGGAACAUGGGAUGAUCGAGACGAAUGGAGGACCCGGUUGAUGGAAGGAAGGCAGCCAGAGCUGUAG